This is a messenger RNA of Daphnia magna, 681 nucleotides long. RefSeq names its product delta-like protein C. The record is from RefSeq and is a predicted model, not a curated record. Lineage: Eukaryota; Metazoa; Arthropoda; Branchiopoda; Diplostraca; Daphniidae. Gene Ontology annotation, cellular component: membrane. Gene Ontology annotation, biological process: cell communication. The coding region runs from base 157 to 666 and encodes 169 amino acids. The transcript has 4 exons.
ACGCUGGCGAGCUGUCAUUGCUAGUGGUCUGUGUUGUGAGCAUAUUAUUUAUCGCUACAGCUAAGAAGACGAGUCACACUUAUUCAGUAGCCCCCAAACCACUUGACCAAUAAACAAACCAGGCCUAAUUACAUUAACUUUGAGUACGUGGCAUACAUGGAACCAUACAAUUUACUACGUUGGAUCGUUUUUGUGCUGGUUCUUGAACUGCCCACAACUGCGGAAGGAGCCAGAUUACGGAAACCGAUGCCGAUUCCAACUUCGUCUUGGCAGCGCCAGGCAUGCGAUGCAAAGGAAGGUAAGCAAGUGUUGCAUUUCGCGUGUACGCCCGACGGCCAACUUCAAUGUUUUGAAGGGUGGAUUGGAGAUUUGUGCAAUGUCCCCAUUUGUAAAAAAGGCUGUGAUCCUCUGAAUGGACACUGCAAGGCACCAGGAGAAUGUCGCUGCAAGUUAGGAUUUUCUGGUGAACUUUGCCGCGAUUGCGCUUUGUUGCCCGGAUGCGUUCACGGAACGUGCAACAAAAGCUUCGAGUGCCAAUGCAAACCAGGAUGGACUGGGCUCUUUUGUUCUCAAGGUACCGACCAUUCAAUGAAAAACCAACAGGUUGCUAAUCGGAAGCUUCUCGAUUUCUUGUCCUCAUUCCGAAAAUCGAAACCCGUUCAAUAAACUAGUGUCACGACA